AUGGCGACUCAAGUUGAAACAACAUCAUCCUUUGGCUCCAAUAACAAAACCAAGUAUAGAUAUGAUGUUUUUCUGAGUUUUAGAGGUGAAGAUACUCGCCGCACCUUCACUGUGCCUCUCUACAAUGCUUUGCGAUGUAAGGGAAUCAAUGCCUUCAUUGACGACAGGAAGCUUGGCAAAGGGGAAGAGAUCUCACCUACGCUUCUUAGAGCCAUUGAGAGAUCGAGAAUUUCCUUCAUUGUGUUCUCUAGGAACUAUGCUACUUCCACAUGGUGCCUAGAGGAACUCGCCCAUAUCAUUUGGUGUCAGAAGCAGAAGAACCAGCUGGUUAUGCCCAUCUUUUACAAGGUGGAUCCGUUGGAUGUUCAGUAUCAGAAAAAUAGCUUUCAGGAAGCCAUGGCUGCUCUUGAAGAUAGGUUCAGAGAUGACUUGGAGAAAGUGCACAAAUGGAGAUCUGCUUUGUUUGAAGCUGCUAGCUUAUCACCAGCAUGGCUUUUCGAAGAAGAUGGAUACGACGAAGGUGAAUUUAUUGAAGGUAUUGCUGAAGAUGCAUACGCUAGGCUGCCUCCUAAACGCUUCCAUAACGAUGAUUACAUCGUUGGACUUGAGCCCCGUAUAGAAGAAGUCAUGUCACUUUUGGAUGAGUCUGAUAACAGUGUUUCUAUGUUGGGGAUUCAUGGAGCUGGUGGAAUUGGAAAACAACCCUUGCAAAAGCCAUCUAUAACUCAAUCUUCUUCUAUUUUGAAGGUGCUUGUUUUUUAUUUGAUGUCAGAGAAGCGUCAAAGAAAUAUCAGGGUGUUGUCCGCCUUCAACAAACACUUCUAUCAGAAGUUCUUGAGGAAAGGAAGAUGA
Messenger RNA from Neltuma alba, 852 nucleotides. RefSeq names its product TMV resistance protein N-like. Bases 1 to 852 code for a protein of 283 amino acids. The record is from RefSeq and is a predicted model, not a curated record. Gene Ontology annotation, biological process: defense response; signal transduction. NCBI's taxonomy places the organism in Eukaryota, Viridiplantae, Streptophyta, Magnoliopsida, Fabales, Fabaceae. The transcript has 2 exons.